CUGCCGUACGCGCGGGCCAUGGCGGCUUUGCGGCCCGGAAGCAAAGCAUUUCGCCGGCUACUCUGCCGGUCCUUCUCCGGUGGUGACGUUCGACCGGGCCGCGAGCGCGCUACGGAGCGCAGGGAUGCUGCGUCCAGCCGGGUCUCAAGGUUCUGCCCUCCAAGACAGUCUUGCCAUGAUUGGAUAGGCCCCCCAGACAAAUACUCCAACCUCCGUCCUGUUCAUUUCCACAUCCCUGAAAACGAGUCUCCCUUAGAACAAAGGCUUAGAGAAUUGAGACAAGAAACGCAAGAAUGGAAUCAGCAAUUCUGGGCCAAGCAGAAUUUGUCCUUUAAUAAGGAAAAAGAAGAAUUCAUUUACUCAAGACUGCGAGCUAAAGGCUCCUGCCUGCGAACCGAGUCAGGCCAAAGAGCAACUCUGGACGCAGAGGAGAUGGCUGACUUCUAUAAGGACUUUCUGAGUAAGAAUUUCCAGAAGCACAUGUGCUAUAACCGGGACUGGUACAAGCGUAAUUUUGCCAUCACUUUCUUCAUGGGGAAGGUGGCCCUGGAGAGGAUGUGGAGCAAGCUGAAGCAGAAGGCGAAGAAGACAAGCAGUUAGGAGGAGGAGGCCGCCUGAACCUGACCCACAGCACCAGGUUUAUGAGGCCCUGGGAACUGAGUGAGCACAAGUCCCUUGGCCCAGUUCAGACUGUUCCUGACUGCGUCCCCAGCUGGCUCAGUCUCACUGAUACAUUGUAUGCUUGAUGUCUGUGUUAUACCAAUUCAGAUUCUGGCAAUGUAAAAUGUGAAUAAAGUUUCAUUGCAAGAA
Grammomys surdaster is the source of this 810-nucleotide messenger RNA. RefSeq names its product apoptogenic protein 1, mitochondrial. The record is from RefSeq and is a predicted model, not a curated record. Lineage: Eukaryota; Metazoa; Chordata; Mammalia; Rodentia; Muridae. Gene Ontology annotation, biological process: intrinsic apoptotic signaling pathway. The transcript is spliced from 5 exons. The coding region runs from base 19 to 600 and encodes 193 amino acids. Gene Ontology annotation, cellular component: mitochondrion.